This is a messenger RNA of Talaromyces amestolkiae, 3708 nucleotides long. RefSeq lists its product as uncharacterized. Gene Ontology annotation, biological process: DNA-templated transcription. The record is from RefSeq and is a predicted model, not a curated record. The transcript is spliced from 4 exons. NCBI's taxonomy places the organism in Eukaryota, Fungi, Ascomycota, Eurotiomycetes, Eurotiales, Trichocomaceae. The coding region runs from base 1 to 3708 and encodes 1235 amino acids. Gene Ontology annotation, molecular function: heme binding; zinc ion binding; DNA binding.
AUGGCGAGAGUUUACGAUAUUGAAUUGACUGAUCUAGCAACAUGGCAGACCCUCUCUCUUGUGAUCAUCGUGUCAUCUGCUGCAUGGUGGUUAUAUAACGUUGCUUACGCCACUGAUCUGCCCAAGAUCAAAGGAAUUCCAGAGCUACCAAAUGCAGUACCUUUCUACGGCCAUCUCAAACUUCUCGGUGAUGACCACCCAACAGCUUUCGAAGAUUAUUCCACCAAGAACAAUCAUGAAGUUGUGCAGGCUAAGCUGGGUAAUCGACGAGUCCUGGUUGUCAACAGCUACAAAGCUGCACAGGAAUUCAUGGUGAAAAAUGCUUCGGCAACCAUCGAUCGUCCUCUUUUCUACACUUUCCACGGAAUAGUGAGUAAGACACAAGGCGGAACUAUUGGUACUGCGCCAUGGAACAAUUCAACAAAACGUAUGCGUACUGUAGCCGGCGCGUUGAUGACUCGUCCUGCUAUUCAGCGGUCUGCACCCAUGUUAGACCUUGAGACCACGGCGCUAGUGAAGGGAAUUUUUGAAUAUAGCAAGAAAACCACUGUGGAAGUCGACCCUCGCAUCUUUUUCCAGCGGCAGGCGCUUAAUCUUACGUUGAUGUGGUGCUAUGGUACUCGGAUUAAUAGUGUAGAGGAUCCAUUGCUGCAUAAGAUAUUACGUGUGGCACAUUCUGUCUCUUCAUUCCGGUCUACGAAUAACAAUAUACAAGACUAUGUCCCAUUCUACCGGUAUCUGCCCAAAAGCGAGAGAACCAAAACGGCGUUGCAUGACCGUAAUAUCCGCGAUGUGUGGCUCAACGAGCUCUUUCAGAAGGUCGUUGAUAGAGUUCGUGCUGGUCGGAAACCGGAUUGCAUCUCUGCCGGCCUUUUGAGCGACAGCAGCAACGAUAAGCUUACCGAAGCGGAGAUAAAGUCAAUUAAUGUUUCCUUUGUAUCUGGUGGAUUUGAAACUUUGGCAACCUCUGGUAUAGCAUGCAUCGGAUGGCUGUCAACCGAAGAAGGCCAAAAAGCACAAGAAAGAGCUUAUCAAGACAUUAUAGCAAAUCAUGGCAGCGUUGAAGCAGCUUGGGAUGAAUGCGUGCUAGAAGAAAAAUCCCCUUACGUCGUCGCUUUGGUACGGGAAGGUCUUCGUUAUUAUGUCCCAAUUCCAUUUCUGACACCACGUCAAACAAUAAAGUCAUUCAACUGGCGUGGUAUUGAGAUACCCAACGGUCUUACUGUACAUAUCAAUGGCCAAAGCGUCAAUCACGACCCGAAGUGUUAUGGGCCUGACGCGCAUAUAUUCCGACCAGAGCGUUGGCUUGAAGAUAAAGUCCAUGGUACCAAGUCACCAGGCCCACCGUAUCAAUAUUCUUACGGUGCUGGCUCUCGAAUGUGCCCGGCCGUCGCGAUAUCCAAUCGUCUCCUUUAUGCGACAUAUGUACGUUUGAUAAUACAUUUUCGUUUCAAGGCUUCGAAGAGCGCGCCCCCAAAUGUCGAUUACAUCCACUUCAAUGAGGAUCUUUCGGUUCAGACGGCCAUUCCUAAGAGGUUCAACAUUGAGCUUGAACGUCGAGAGCCUGAUGACAGCGUGAUGAAAUGCAUUACGCGUUCCGAAAAAGCCACAAGCGUUGACUGUCUGGGAUAUGACACCAUUACUGGAGAGGAACAGCCGCGCAGUCGUGUCACCUUUCUGGAAAAUAAGAUAGCCCAAUUGGAGCUUGAAUUGGCUUCAUUGCAAGGGCGAUCCGUGGGAGACGAAGAUUUUGAACAUGAGAACCCAGCUCAAGUGCCUGCUUUUUUUGUAGAGUACCGAGCCCAGCUGUUACAGUCCGCUACUUUGAACCAUGGCUAUGAUCGUUCGUACGACGCGGAGUAUGACACCGCGCCAUGGCGAUCAGUCCCAUAUAUAUCGCCCUCACUCCUGCCUACACUGGUUCCCACCCAGACUGUCUCUGAAAUUCCUCCAUCCAAGGACAAUGCCAUUGCUCAAGAGAGAGACAUAGCAUCUAUUCCCCGGAAUGUGGUCGACAUAAUGUUACGCCAUUAUGCCGAGUUCUAUCUUGCGCAGUAUCCUAUCGUGGACGAGUCAGAUCUUAUAGAGCAAUGCAACAGAGUCUAUGAAAGAACAGCUAGCCCGUUUGAUCUGUUUGUCGUGUGCAUGGCCCUUUCCAUCAGUGCACAUACCCUGAUUCGGCACGAUCAAGAAAGAGCAACAAAAGCGGCGGACGAGUUCUGGGAAACUGCAAUUACAAAUUUGGAUGUUGUCUUCAAAGAAAGCACGCUGAUACAACUCCAGGCUAUCAUGCUGCUAUGUCACUAUAGUUUCGCCAACCCAUCGGUCGUUAAUUCGAGGAUGUGUUCUCGAGCUGCGAUGACGCUUUGUGUACAACUUGGCUUGCACAAAGAACCACCUCCGGAGAGCAUCCGCAGUUGUAUCACUUUAGAAUCUCAACGAAGGAUAUUUUGGACAUGCUAUGUAUUCGAUGCCCAAAUGAAUAUGCUGAGAAGUCAACCUUCAACCGUCAUCGACAUCAAUGUUUCCGUCCAUUAUCCCACUGUUGAGGGACUUGAAAACAAAGAUGGAGAUAGAGUUGCUAUAGCGAAUUUUUUAUAUACUUUUCGGCAGUUGGAGGCGGAGAUCACUCUCGGAUUGUUCCAGUUUGACACGUGCGGUGACGCUCGCAUUGCUACACCACAAUGGCUUGACGAAACUCGAGCUCGGAUCGAUUCGUGGCAAGACAGACUGGACUCUCGCCACUUUGCAUCAAGGAUUGAGUUUCGGUAUAUCAUGUGCAACUUCCAACGUCUGCGGCUUAAUCGAAUUACUCCAAGAAUGCCUCUCCCUACGAAUGCUAUGCGACGCGAGUGCAUCGCUGCUGGACUGUCCAUUGCUUCUCACUUUAGCAGACUAUCACGUCAGGGAAGCUUUUUCUAUUGGAACCAUUGCUGCUGGCAUUUCUUUGAAAUCGGAAUAGUUCUAGUGGAGUCGACGCAUACUGGCCUCGAUAUGUUGAAAAAACGUCAAGAAAGUUUCCUGGACUUUGCUCUCGCCAUGGAAAUAUCAAGGGUGAUGCAAACCAUACCUGUCGUUUUGAGUAAGAUGGUACACCGAUGGCCUCAAAUUAGACAAAUGGUGCUUGAGUUAGAAGACCUCUUUCAUCCGGCUCUCCAUCGUUUGGAAGCUUUUAUCGCCGGUCGACCAUUUAAUGUUGACAUGUCCAAUCAUGAGUUGAUCGCAUAUCAAGUAUCAUCCAUCAAGAAGCAUCUUCUAGCCAAUCGUACACCAACCACCUGGCAUCAGGAAGAUGAAAGCCCCGGUUCAUAUAAUCAAUUUGGCAUGCAAGUUUCGGCAGCACAGAACCUGUUGUCAAUGACCAAACAACCGAACGCAGAGAGUACUAUGACCAUGGAAGAGGUUCUCCAAGUACUCCAGCCCGACGAUGUCACUAUAGAUUCUGCACUGUCUCAACAACUUACUGUUAACCAAGCGGCAGGCAUUGAGCCUGUUUUUGGGAUAGAAAACACAUCGAUGCUAUACGGAGCAGAAUCGGUCCCUUUGACCACCGCACUAGAGGAACAUAAUUUGUAUGCUGGCUUGAAUCCCGAUACAAAUUGGCUUUCGCCUACCGGGAACUCACUUUUUUGGCACGGUAAUGGCCUUGAUUUGGACGAUAUUUUUACUGCAUUUGAUGAGGGCAACAUACAUGACCGCCUCAUGUAA